GGGCGAAGCCAGUGUGUGCAGGGGAUCGGCACAGUCUUCUAAGGCGUAGGAUCAGAUCUGCCUGCCUCAUGUCAGUGGAUGAGGAAGGGUUUAGCGGGUGGAGGUGCAGAUUUGACAGUUCUGGCCGAGGAUGCAUGUGAUUUCACUGCAUAAAGAUAAGCGGCCCCCAGAACCCACUUAUCUCCGGGGUAAAAGCUGCCAAGUCAGCUUACCCUGAAACCCACAGUAUAGUGCUCCUCAGCUGUAAGCCACCCCUCCCCAUGUAGCGUCAUGGUCUGAUGCUGAGGAGCAAGUGAGUCGCUUCCAGUUAUCUGCUCGAAAUGACAAGCUUGCAGCCUGUUCAGAUGUAGCAGAGCCGGGCAGUGCAACAAGUGUGCGCAGUGCUGCACAGGAAGUGAUUGAGGCUUUGUAACCUGGUAGAGAUAAGCGGCGGUCGAUACCGCAGGGUAUCAGACGAAGAAUGAACUAGUUGGCGGCGCGCUCUCGGACUUCCUCUAGUUGGAUUCUGCAGCACUAGAAGUCUCCAUCCUGGACCGUCAUGGAAUAAGGAGGUUCAUCUGUGGGAUGGUAGCCAGGACACCAUGGAGUAGCUUCUCGUUUUUGGCCAGAACAUUUUUUGACAAUUGCAUUUUUAACCCUUUCCAUCCUAUGUAACCCCCCAAGACGAUCUCCUCUUGACCAGUAGUUUAGUUUCUUUAUUCGAGACCCUUCUCACCUUCAUCUUUUUUUUUUUUUCCUUCCCCUGGAUAAUGUGCAACUGAAAAGCGGCUGGUAGCGUGACGGGGAUGUAUGCCACCGAGUGCCAGGCUGAAGUGACGCCUUCACACAGCAAUGGCAAUCGCCAGUUCCAUUACUCGCUGGCGGAUCACACCAACCAGGCUUUCCAGAUCAUGAAUGAGCUGAGGCUGGGGCACCAGCUGUGCGACGUGACGCUGAGGGUCAAGUACCAUGAGGUCCAGGCGGAUUUUGUGGCCCAUAAAGUCGUCUUGGCCUCCAGCAGCCCCGUCUUCAGGGCCAUGUUUACCAACGGGCUCAGGGAGUGCGGCAUGGAGACGGUGACCAUCGAAGGCAUCCACCCCAAGGUCAUGGAGAGACUCCUGGAGUUUGCCUACACAGCUAGCAUCUCGGUGGGCGAAAAGUGUGUUAUCCACGUGAUGAACGGGGCGGUCAUGUAUCAGAUGGACAGUGUGGUCAAGGCCUGCUGUGACUUCCUCAUCCUGCAGCUGGACCCAAGCAACGCCAUUGGGAUCGCCAGUUUUGCGGAGCAGAUCGGCUGUGAGGAACUCCACCAGAAGGCCCGGGAAUAUAUCUACAUGCACUUUGGAGAGGUGUCCAAGCAGGAGGAGUUCUUCAACCUCUCCCGAUGUCAGCUGGUCAACCUCAUCAGCCGGGAUGACCUGAAUGUGCGCUGUGAAUCUGAGGUCUUCCACGCCUGCAUAAACUGGGUCAAGUAUGACUGUGAGAACCGGCGACCCUACAUUCAGGCGUUGUUGCGGGCGGUGCGCUGCCAUUCACUGACCCCCAACUUCCUCAAGCUCCAGCUCCAGCGCUGUGAGAUCCUGCGUGGAGACACCCGUUGUCAGGACUACUUGUCUCAGAUCUUCCAGGAUCUCACUCUCCACAAGCUCACCAGACCUCAGGGGAGGAUUCCUAAUGUUCCUCAGUUCAUCUACGUGGCCGGAGGCUACUUCCGACAGUCCCUCAAUUUCCUGGAGGCUUACAACCCAAUGGAAGGAGAGUGGCUUAGUUUGGCGCCGUUGGAGGUGCCGCGAAGUGGCCUCGCCGGUUGUGUACUUGGGGGUCUCUUCUACGCAGUAGGGGGCCGUAACAACGCACCUGACUGCAAUGAGGACUCCAACGCCAUGGACUGCUACAAUCCAAUGAACAACCAGUGGUCACCCUGCGCUUCUAUGAGCGUUCCCAGGAAUCGGGUUGGAGCAGGCGUCAUAGAUGGACAGAUCUACGCAGUUGGAGGAUCUCAUGGGUGUCUUCAUCACAACAGUGUGGAAAGGUAUGACCCAGAGAAAGAUGAAUGGCAGAUCGUAGCUCCAAUGAGAACAAGGCGGAUCGGCGUCGGCGUAGCUGUACUGAACCGGCUCCUCUAUGCAGUAGGUGGCUUUGAUGGGACGAACCGACUAAACUCAGCCGAGUGUUAUUACCCAGAAACCGAUGAAUGGCGGAGCAUUGCGUCCAUGAAUGUUGUGCGGAGCGGCGCCGGUGCCUGUGAAGUGGAUACAAGUAUCUAUGCCAUGGGAGGUUACGAUGGGAGAGACCAGCUGAACAGUGUGGAGAAGUAUGAUGUGGAAAGAGACUCCUGGAGCUUUGUGGCAUCUAUGAAACACCGGAGAAGCGCGCUGGGGGUCACUGUCCACCAGGGAAAGAUCUAUGUGCUAGGUGGAUAUGAUGGGAACACGUUUUUGGACAGUGUGGAGUGUUAUGACCCGGCCCAGGAUACAUGGACAGAGGUGACCCACAUGAUGUCAGGACGUAGCGGUGUGGGUGUGGCAAUCACUAUGGAGCCUUGCCGCAAAACUCAGUGUGGAAGUAUCUUUCCAGAGAUACAAAAAGAUGAGAAUCAAGACAGACAGAAAGGCAACUGCAUCUUCUCCUCGAAAUGCAAAUAAAAUCUGAGCAACUAACCUGUUUUCUAGAGCGUCCCGCCCGCGUGUCGAUACGUGGAUGCAGUGACGUCCACCUAUGUAUUAAAUCAUUGCCCGGCAAUUUAAAGAGGGAAAAAAAUCCUUUUUUUUAAUGAUCCUGAUCAACUAGAAAACAAAAGCAAAAAACCUCAACCUUUUUAUUUUUUAAGCACCCCUCCGCUGUCACCGAGGGGAGCCAGUGCUGUGCUUUCCCGACCGCACGGUGCGGACUGUGAGUUGUGGGUUUUUGAAAAUUUUGAUGGAUAGACACUUUAUAAAAAAUGUUCAGUGUUAAAGAAAAUAAAUUAACAAUUUUAAUAGUUGUUUUUCUGGGUAGGGGUCCAAGUGGUGUGUGGCCUGCAUCACAAGAUCCCAGGUGCCAUGGAAGUGGAGCGGAAAAAUCACCAGUUUUUUUGGGCAAUAGGGGAUGCGACAUCUUUAUGCCACCUGCACACUUUGCGGAAUGCAUGCGGUUUUUCCGCAUAGAUUCCAGUGCAGAAAGACCGCAGCGUAGUAGAUCACCAUUUGCAGAUUUUUUCCGUGCGGAAAUUGACCUGAAUUGCGGCUUUCAAAAUCUGUAGCAUGUCAAUUUUGUUUGUGCUUUUAGCUGCGCAUUUCAGCCUUUUCAAUGGAAGGGUGAGAUCUGCGAAUCUGCAACAAAAACCGCUGUUAGACAUUGCGGAUAUGCUGUAGAAACGCACAUAAAUCCG
Messenger RNA from Bufo bufo (common toad), 3349 nucleotides. It is a transcript of the gene KEAP1, whose product is annotated as kelch like ECH associated protein 1. Gene Ontology annotation, molecular function: transcription factor binding. The transcript is spliced from 6 exons. The record is from RefSeq and is a predicted model, not a curated record. NCBI's taxonomy places the organism in Eukaryota, Metazoa, Chordata, Amphibia, Anura, Bufonidae. Bases 786 to 2624 code for a protein of 612 amino acids.